AUGGAAUUCGGUCCCGAUGUAUUGCGAGAGACGGAGGAGAAAGUCCACCUGGCUCGCAAGAGAUUGCUCACAGCGCAGUCUCGACAGAAGAGCUAUUCAGAUAAGCGCCGUAGAGAUAUGGAGUUCGCGGUGGGUGACCGCGUGUUCUUGAAAGUUUCGCCAAUGAGAGGCGUGAAGAGAUUUGGGGUGCGAGGGAAAUUGAGUCCUCGUUAUAUUGGCCCAUACGAAGUCUUGGAGCGGAUUGGGACGGUGGCUUACCGACUUGCAUUGCCACCUAAGCUUGCGGAACUGCAAGAAGAUAUGAGUUACGAGGAGUUUCCGGUGAUGAUUUUGGCUCAGGAGGUGCGUAAGUUGAGGAAUCGAGAAAUUCCCUAUGUUAAAGUUCAGUAG
Molecule: messenger RNA, 390 nt
Organism: Ananas comosus (pineapple)
Lineage: Eukaryota; Viridiplantae; Streptophyta; Magnoliopsida; Poales; Bromeliaceae
Exons: 2
Coding region: 1-390 (129 amino acids)
Source: RefSeq, a predicted model, not a curated record